Messenger RNA from Cucurbitaria berberidis CBS 394.84, 855 nucleotides. RefSeq names its product S-adenosyl-L-methionine-dependent methyltransferase. The transcript has a single exon. The record is from RefSeq and is a predicted model, not a curated record. The coding region runs from base 1 to 855 and encodes 284 amino acids. NCBI's taxonomy places the organism in Eukaryota, Fungi, Ascomycota, Dothideomycetes, Pleosporales, Cucurbitariaceae. Gene Ontology annotation, molecular function: S-adenosylmethionine-dependent methyltransferase activity.
AUGAGUGAUAAACAUGGAACAGCCAUCGAACACUUCGACAAUCUUUCCACAAAGUACGAAGUAUUGACUGGAGGCUGUACGCGUGAGCUUGCCCGCUACCUCAUCGGCAUAGCCCCCUCUUUUGCAGCAGACUCCAAAGUUCUCGACAAUGCGUGCGGCAACGGAAUCGUCGCUCAAGAGAUCUUGUCCAAGAAUCCCAAUGUGCCUCUCAGCAUCGCCUGCACAGACGGUGCAUCCGGGAUGGUAGACCUAGCACGCCAUGCAGUCCAAGUGACGAAAUCAGCGGUGACCCUUUCCUUCGACGUCGUGCCAGGCGAAAAUCUUACCUUCCCGGACGAUCACUUCACACACUCGAUCACGAAUCAGGGUAUCCUAUUUUUCAAAGAUGGUGUAAAAGGCGCCCAGGGGAUAUACCGCACGCUCAAGCCAGGGGGAAUUGCUAUAGUUACGACAUGGAAGGAUUUGGGCUAUAUGAAGCCCAUCCACCAAGCGCAGAAAGUCGUCAAGCCCGACGCUGCCCUGUUCCGUAUCCCGAUUUCCGAAGACUGGUUCUCCGCCGCGUAUCUUGAGAAGACGUUGAGCGAAGCGGGACUUCAGGACGUCAAAGUACAUGAGAAGAAGGUGCAUUAUGCGGCGAAGAGUGUGGAGGACAUAUGUGGCAACUUGGUGAAUCUGUUUAGUCCGUUUUUGAAGGGGUGGAGUGAUGAAGAGAUUGUGGAGUUUAAAAAGGAACUUAAGAGCGCUGCUGAGAAGGUGGCUGUCAAAGUUGAUAGGCCAGUGGUUGGCAAGGAGGGAGAGGUGGAGGAGGUGGUGGGCAUUGAGAUGAUUGCGUUGGUUGCUGUUGCGAGCAAGUAG